Molecule: messenger RNA, 2877 nt
Organism: Toxotes jaculatrix (banded archerfish)
Lineage: Eukaryota; Metazoa; Chordata; Actinopteri; Toxotidae
Gene: ncaph2
Product: non-SMC condensin II complex, subunit H2
Exons: 20
Coding region: 823-2628 (601 amino acids)
Biological process (GO): meiotic chromosome condensation; mitotic sister chromatid separation
Cellular component (GO): condensin complex; nucleus
Molecular function (GO): chromatin binding
Source: RefSeq, a predicted model, not a curated record
UUUGUGUUGUGCUCGGAUCAUAAAAACAGCAGCUGAAGACUUCAGGAUCAGCAUCUGGAUCAGCAUCAGGAUCAGCAUCAGCAUCAGGAUCAGCAUCAGGAUCAGAGGAUCUGUUUCUUGCUAAAGCAGUGAACACAGUGUGUUUAUGAUAGAAAACCACAGCAGUAACUUAGCUGCACUCAGUGUCCUGAAGCGAAUCCCAUCUCACAGCAUCAUGACGUUACAUCAGGAAACAACAGGAGUGUAUAAACCACUGUCCGCUGACAGAGACCGGACUCAGCAGCAAUAACCUUCCUGUCAUAUCUCUGCAUGUAUUGUAUGUAAAGUAGUUCAGACCAGCUCCACGUGCAGCAGCUACAGCAGUGACAUGCUGCUGACACUGAUGCUUCAGUAUUAACCAUCAAAUCACGUCAUAUGUAAUGAAAUAUCAGUCAGACCAAACCACUACCUCUGGUAUUUUAACUUUUUGCUCCUAAUAUUUCUGUACUUUUACUUCACAUGUACAAUUCUUCAUGCAGGACUUGUAAUAGAGUAUUUUUACUUCCCUGUAUUGGUACUUUUACUUAAGUACUUAACUUCUUCUGAAAACCCACCACAGUCCUUUAUUUUUGCGCGGCCCAAAGCGCAGUCCCGUCAUCUACCGGGCAGCGCGCAGUGCUACAGCAUGCGGCCGGCAGGGGGCAGCACCCCGAACUUUGACCAGCACAGACCUGAGCACAGAAGAAGAGCACAGCGCGGGUUGUUUGAGUGUUUGCUAACUGCUACACAACAUUUAGCGGGGUUGCUACUGGUCACCGGCUCGGUCUGUGAGGUGAAGAGCUCAUGGAGUCCACAGAGAGCAGGUUCGCUCACCUGCUGCAGCCGAUUCGAGAACUCACCAAGAACUGGGAGAUCGAUGUGGCUUCAGAGUUAAACGACUAUUUAGAAGAGUUGGAUGAGAUGUGCAUCACGUUCGAUGGAGGAAAAACUAGACUGAACUUUGCAGAAGCAGCUCUGCUGAUCCAGGGCUCAGCCUGCAUCUACAGCAAGAAGGUGGAGCUGCUGCACAGUCUCGUUUACCAAACUCUGGAGUACAUCAACGACAGAAACAAGAAACGUAACAAACAGGCGGCCGAGCCUCAGGAGGACGGUGCAGACGCAGCAGCGAGCGACCACAACGCUGACGAUGAGGCUGUGUUCACUCAUUUGGACAUUGACGUCUCAGACAGUACACAGAAAGCUGAGUCCAGCACGACUGUGGACGUGGCUCCUCUUCCUCCCGACUCUCUGAUUCCUCCUGAAACUCACGAGAAGCACAGACUCCCUCUCAUCAGUCUGAAAGGCGAGGUCCUGUGCAGUCAGAAGGACUUCAGGAUGAACCUGUUCAUCCCCGGAGGCGAGGAUCUGAUUGUCCUCACACUCAGAUCAGGGUCCAGGUUCCUGCUGGACACUGACCAGCGUCCUGCAGACUCUCUGCAGCAGCAGCAGCAGACAGGUGCGGUGGCUGUCACCGCAGGUGAUGCUGCAGUGGGCGGAGCUGAUGCUGACGAUGGUGGAGCCGAUGCUGCGGAGAGCUUCCUCCCUUUAGACGACAACAACAUGGAGCUGGACCGGGCUCCAGAGGAAUGUGUGGACAGACACCAGGCUCCGAGCGAAGGGAGGAUGAUUCGAGAGAGACGACAGGUCGAGACCGACAGACAGAGGAGAGAGGAGGAGACGCCGCCCGCUGUGAACGUGUGGACGUUCCAUGACCCGUAUGCUGUCCUCGGGGAGGACAAACCCUUCAAAUCAGGGAAAUGCUACAAGGUUCCAGACGGUGUGGAUGACGGAGGAAAGAGGAAAAGAAAACAAGCUUCUUCUCUUCAGGACUUCCGGAGCUGGUUCAGAGGAACCUUUGAUCCUCCUGAGCACAAGCUAAGGAACGGACCCACGUUUACAGACUUGAACUACAUUUAUUUGAGCACACUGAAAGACAAACUGAAGACUCGAAAGAGGAUCUACAGGAAAGCAGGUCUGGUGGUUUCUGAUGAGGAUCUGAGGAGGACCUUCCUGCAGCCGGAAGAGGCGGGGCCAGAGCAGCAGGGGGAGGAGCCUGUGGAUGGAUUCAGACACCCCGACCUGCUGGGUGGAGAUGACGACACCUCGGACAACGAGCAUGAAGUGUUUCCUGACGAUGUUCCUGCUGAGUUUGGUGGAGGACCAGACUUCAUAUCACCAGACGCUCAGAGAGAUGAGCUGAGUUAUGAAGACCUGGUGAAGCUGCGUGUGGAGCAGCUGGUGGUGAACUGUCGGGGUUACACUCAGGAGACAGCUCUGUCUCGAAGAGUUAAAGACUGGGAGGACAAGAUCCGACCUGAACUGACUCUGCAGGAGGAACGUCCAGCGUUUGACAUCCACGAUUACGGAGACCGGAUAGUCGGAGCGCUGAACGCCGUCGGUCACCGCAGAUCUUUCUCGUCCAUCGUUCACGGUCUGGACAACUUUGAAGCCUGCAAAUAUCUGCUGGCCUCACUGCAGCUGGCUAACGACUACACCGUGGACAUCGACAGCGCCGAAGGUCUGGAGGAGAGUGUGGACUCGAUGGGACUGACUCUGCUCAGCACUCACAGAGCGACGGACAGAUUCAAAGCUCUGAAGGCUUCAGCCUGAAACAGCGUGAGUUCACCCUGAUGAAGCCGAGUGUGUGGCACUUUAUCCUGUGUGAACACAGAACUGUGCCACUGUCUGUUCCUCUGAUUUGAAUCUGACCAGUAGCUGGAUCACGGUCUGUGUUAAACCUCCCUCCAGUGAACUGAAGACUCUGUAAAUGUCCCUGACAUUGAAAAUUAUGCUCAAAGACGUUUUCCCCUAAACAAUCUUUUAGAAUCUGAAUAUGUGGAAUAAAACCAUACAUGCUGA